UAUCCAGCGAAAUUUCGAAUUCGACGAGUAGCACUUGGCGGUUGAUUGUUGAUUCGCGAACGAGUCGUCUCAUGGCAACUGACGCGGGCUCACCUCGUGCGGGAUUGUUAACCUCGCAGUUGGGGGUCUCGUAAAGAGAGAAUAUGCUGUGUCGUGAUUUCGAGGAGUAAACCCGCUGACAAACGAUCGCGAUGCCGCCGUCCAUGACGAAGAGGCAGUCCUCCAAGGCAUCGGAGCUGAGCCUCUCGAGGAGUCGGACAUCGAGACUCGACUUGGGGGGAGACAUGGACUGGAUGCGAGGAAAGGUCCUUUUGAGACCGGACGAUCAACUCGUACUGUCGGAGGCCGAGCUGAACGAGGAGAUAGCCAGAGUGCUGACGACGCAGAAUCCAAGGGUACCCGACAACCUGGUGCAAUGGUCGUACAAGUACAAGGACUUCGUCAAGCUGCCGGACCCACCGAACAUCGUCAGCAUCCUGAACGUCCCUGGCACAAUGUUGCACAAGGAGAGCGAGGAGGCCAAGAAGCAGAUGUCUGGUGGAUACCUGGAGGAGAGCGAAGACGACGAGGCGAAGGAGAAGGAGAAGGAGAAGGAGAAGGAGAAGGAGAAGGAGAAGGAGAAGGAAGAAGACGAGGACGAGGGUAUCGAGGAGGACGAAGAUCAGGGGGAAGAGGGCCAAGACUCGGAGGAGCCGUCCAAGGCGGCAGACGCACCCGCCGAAGCCGAGGAAGGCGAGGAAGAGGAGAUGGAGCGAUCGAAGCCGAAGAAGAUACCCAACCAGUUCAACUUCUGCGAGAGAGCCGCUCUCACCUACCAGAAUCCCCUGAGGGACAUGUCGACGCAAACGAUGCCACCGCCAACCGCUUCCUUCAACUCCAGCGUCUUUCAGUGGACAAUCUUCGACGACUACCAGGAGGACUACUCGCAGCAGGAGCGAGAAAAGGACAAGGAGCGAAAAAUGGCCGCGGCUUCGGUCCAGCAGCCGAGAAGCAGGGACGACUCGAAGAAGAAAGCUCAGCAGGACAGCACCGCGAUGACCAACCGGAUGCUCCAGUCCGUGAAAACGCUGGAACGGAUGGUCAACCAGAACAUAUUCGACGACAUAUCCCAAGACUACAGGUACUGGGACGACCCGAGCGACGAGUUUAAGGACGGCGAGGGAUCACUGCUGCCUCUGUGGAAGUUCUCCUACGACAAGACGAAGAAGCACGACGUGACCGAUCUCUGCUUCAACGGCCGCUACUACGACCUCUUCGCCGUGGCGUUUGGAUCGAUGAGCUUCGACAACCCGCUGAGCACCGGGGCGGUCUGUCUCUUCUCCCUCAAAAAUCCAUCCUACCCGGAGUGGAUCUGCACGACGGAGUCGGCCGUGAUGUGCCUGGACUUUAACAAGCAGAACCCGCACCUCCUCGUCAUCGGGAGAAAGGACGGCGCCGUGGCGGUGUACAACGUCAUGCUGCCGUCGUCGGCGCCGCAGUACAAGAGCAACGAGGUCCUCCAGAAACACGCCGGUAUCGUCUGGCAGGUUUGCUGGGCGCCGGAGACGGAGGAGGGCAACCUGGCGUUCUACAGCGUCAGCGUGGACGGCAAGAUCAACCACUGGGUGCUUAACCAGAACGAGCUAGGCCUCACGACCGUGAUGACGCUGUUCCUCAAUCAGCCGAGCAUACCCGGUCCCGAUGGCACUAAUAUCACGCUGAAAGGUUGCGGCACCUGCAUAGCGUUUCACCCAAGCGAGCCGAACGUCUUCCUCGUGGGCACGGAGGAGGGCACGAUCUACAAGUGCAACACCGCCUACAGCAGCGUUUACAUGAGGACCUACGACGAGGCCCACAACAUGCCUGUUUACCGGAUCGUCUUCAACAAAUACAACUCGAGCAUUUUCGCCAGUUGCUCCGCCGACUGGAGGAUCAAGAUCUGGGAGGACGACAGACCCGAACCGCUCUUCAUGUUCGAUUUGGGAGUACCAAUCGGCGACGUGCAGUGGGCCCCCUACAGCUCGACGGUCCUCGCUUGCGUCUCCAACGACGGCAAGCUCACCGUCUUCGACCUCAACGUCAACAAGUACCGGCCGAUCUGCAGCCAAUCCGUCGUCAACAAACGUCGAAGUCGACUCACUCGACUCGCCUUCAACCACACCCUACCCUUCCUCAUCGUCGGCGACGACAAGGGAACAAUCAACACAAUGAAACUCUCGCCGAACCUGAGGAUAAAGGUCAAGCCGACGAAGAAGCAGGUGAAUCUCUCGCAUACGGAUUUGGAGUCGAUGAAGUUGGAUAAAUUACUGAGCUUCGUGAGAGAACCGCCUAUACUGACACCGCCGAAGGAUGUAAAGUCUGGCAAUUGAUGUUGAAUCACGGGUAAAUACAUUUUUUCAAACGAA
Nasonia vitripennis (jewel wasp) is the source of this 2384-nucleotide messenger RNA. RefSeq names its product dynein intermediate chain 2, ciliary. The transcript is spliced from 10 exons. The coding region runs from base 192 to 2348 and encodes 718 amino acids. Gene Ontology annotation, biological process: outer dynein arm assembly; cilium movement. Gene Ontology annotation, molecular function: dynein light chain binding; dynein heavy chain binding. Gene Ontology annotation, cellular component: outer dynein arm. NCBI's taxonomy places the organism in Eukaryota, Metazoa, Arthropoda, Insecta, Hymenoptera, Pteromalidae. The record is from RefSeq and is a predicted model, not a curated record.